ACAAAAAAAAGGGAUUUUUUUAGUCCCCGGUGUGUGUAUAUUCUUAAGUCCACCCUCUUAAGGCUCCAUGGGUUUUUGGCGGCUCUCCUUCCUCCACGCCUUCUUUUCUCUUUCUUUAACUUUCCAACACUAGGGUUUUCCCCCCUCUUUUCUUCUUUUAACUUUCUCUCUCUACCUCCUUUUGGUUUCUCUCUGUAAAUCCCCACCCUUGAUCUCUAUGGUCAUGGCCACUCCUGAUCGUAUCCUUGCUAACUUUACUCCUCUGGAAGUUGCAGAUUCUCUGGAGAAUUUGUCUCUGGAUUCACAAGCCAAGACUACAAAAGUCCCUGAGCCUCUCAAGAAGGAUUUCUACAGUGAUAAUGGCUCUUACGUGUACCCGCAAACUUACGGUUACAUGUCAUAUGCUCCUUAUUCUAUUCUCAGUUCACCUCUUCCUGCUAUGGGACAUGAGGGUCAGCUACAUGCUUUGCAGGAGUACUAUUAUCCAAGUCCGUACUACCAACCCUUUCAGCCUACGAGUCAAGCCAAUGCUUCUCAGGUUGAUGUUUUGAGUUUCAGUCUAGCUGAUCAAGCUUCCUUACCGGUUGAAGCAAACAAAGGAAAUUCAAGCACUAUAAGAAGUGGUGGUUCGGGGUCAUUAAAAUCAACUUUCAAGAGUUCCUCUGUAAAUCCGAAUGCAUUCUAUAAAGGAGGAGGCUUGCCAACAGGUAAUCUAUCUCAAGGUUAUCAGGACCCGAGAUUUAGCUAUGAUGGGAUCCAGUCGCCAAUUCCUUGGUUAGAUAUGUCCAUGUCUCCUAAUGGGCAAUCCGAACAUGCCGCAAAUAGUGGGUUCUCUUCUUAUACAAACAACCUGUCAUCUGACCGGAAUCAGAACCUUCAUGCCUUACCUCAUGUCACGAAUGUGCACAAUGCAAGACCCGCAUCAGGUAUAGGCCAAGCAUUUGGAUACAUGAAUCACAUGUACCCUAACAAUAUGACCUAUGGUUACGGAAACCCCAUUCGAGUUGGUUCUGAUUUUGGAUCAUUCGGUUGUGAUGGCCAGAAGAAAGGACUAGGGUGGUAUAAUGAUGGUAACAACAACAAAUCUAGGUUCCGUGGUUAUGGAAAAGAGAAUAUCGAUGGUUUCAACGAGCUAAACAAAGGACCCAGAGUAAAAGGGUACACAAAUAAGGAUGGUUCUGGAACUGCAACAUUAGGUGUCAAAGAUCAGAACCUUCCACAGGCUAAGAGUAACGAUGAAAACAUUGUUUCUCACGUCCCCGAUAAGGAACAGUACAAUAAAGAAGAUUUUCCCGAGACCUAUUCAGAUGCCAAGUUUUUCGUCAUCAAAUCCUAUAGCGAGGAUGAUGUCCACAAAAGCAUCAAAUACAAUGUGUGGGCCAGCACAUCUAAUGGCAACAAGAGACUCGAUGCUGCAUUCUGUGAGGCCAAGGAGAAGUCUGAUGUCUGUCCUGUAUUUCUACUGUUUUCAGUUAAUACCAGUGGUCAAUUUGUUGGAUUAGCAGAAAUGGCAGGCCCGGUUGACUUUAACAAGACUGUAGAAUACUGGCAACAAGACAAGUGGACUGGUUGCUUCCCUGUGAAGUGGCACAUUGUUAAGGAUGUUCCGAACACUUCGUUGAGGCACAUAAUCCUUAAGAACAAUGAGAACAAGCCUGUCACUAAUAGUAGAGACACCCAAGAGGUUAAUUUUGUGCAAGGGAUUCAAAUCCUCAAAAUCUUAAAGGAACAUUCCAGCAAGACAUGCAUUCUCGACGAUUUUGCAUUCUACGAGAACCGUCAAAAGAUCAUUCAAGAGAAAAAGGCCAAGCAUCGUCUUUUACAGAAACAGGUCUCGAAUGAGGAGUCUAAUGAUGAUGCUGUACCCGAUAACAAAGGAACUGCAGCAGUAGCAAAGGAGACUUCGGAAAGGUCAACAGUUGCAUAGACGGCGAACGGGGAUGUGCAAGCCGUAGAAGAGAAAGGAUCAGUCGCUGCAACCGAAGCCAGGAAACCGGUUUGCGUGGCAAGUGCUUGCUGAAUCUGGGAACAAGGGUUGUAGUUAUGGUUUGGGACUGGUCUUUCUAACUUAUUCCUUAGAAUGUAGGAAUAGGUAAAAUGCAUCUUACAGUAUGAAAACCAUUAUGGGCAGAAUGUAAUUUGCUCAUUAGCCUUCUGUCUUUCCUUUUUGGUCAUUUUCUUGUUUUUUCUCCCUUCGUUUUUCUUGAUGAGAAAG
Messenger RNA from Hibiscus syriacus, 2215 nucleotides. RefSeq names its product YTH domain-containing protein ECT2-like. Gene Ontology annotation, cellular component: cytoplasm. The record is from RefSeq and is a predicted model, not a curated record. The coding region runs from base 218 to 1927 and encodes 569 amino acids. Gene Ontology annotation, biological process: mRNA destabilization. The transcript has 7 exons. Lineage: Eukaryota; Viridiplantae; Streptophyta; Magnoliopsida; Malvales; Malvaceae. Gene Ontology annotation, molecular function: mRNA binding.